UGCCCGGUCGGAUGGUGCUGGUCAUCACCACUCUCCUGACGCUCACAGCACUCUUCAGCGCCAAUGUCCAAGGAAUGCCUGAAGUCAGCUACGUCAAGGCGAUAGACGUCUGGACACUGGCAUGCAUCGUCUUCGUCUUCGGGACAAUCUUGGAAUACAUUGUCGUUCUCAGGCUAUCAACACAUAACAAUACCGCCACGGUUGCACCAAAGGAACAAAACAAGGCGAAGACGCUGAAGGGCAACUGGACGAUGACGGGCGCCGAGAAGGCCGAUCGUCUGGAGCGGUUCUCCCGAGUGGCCUCCGUGGUGGCCUUUGCCAUCUUCAACAUCGCCUACUGGGCCUACUACCUGGGCUGAUCAGUGAUCAUCCGGUGUUGACAAACAGACUCGCUGUCCGGGCGGACCGUCAAACGGCUAUCAAUUACUGGAACUGUGCAGCGUGGAGCUGCAGGUGGAGCUAUCAGCGGCCCGAAUUGACACCGUGCGGAACUAACACUGCGUGUAGCUGUCACUGGGUGGCGCGGUGCAGGUCCACGGACUGUGGAUAUUGAGACGCUGAGCGUCACUGUGCAGCGCUGUGCACGUCUGUGGACGGUGGAUAAUGAGUGCCACUGGAUAGUCAAAUGUGUCCCUCGAUGGAGCUGUCACCGAAUGACGAUCUGCCUCCGAGGUAUCACUUAUACGAGCCAAUGAUCACCGGUAAAAAGGACGUGCAUUCAAAAGGAGGAAAGGCUGCGCCAGUGGCUCAUGCUAUGUAACCGAGCGUUAGUUGUUUAAUGUAGUGAAAACACAACUUAUCUAAA
This is a messenger RNA of Amphibalanus amphitrite, 805 nucleotides long. RefSeq names its product glycine receptor subunit alpha-2-like. Gene Ontology annotation, cellular component: membrane. The transcript has 4 exons. Bases 12 to 359 code for a protein of 115 amino acids. Gene Ontology annotation, molecular function: transmembrane signaling receptor activity; monoatomic ion channel activity. NCBI's taxonomy places the organism in Eukaryota, Metazoa, Arthropoda, Thecostraca, Balanomorpha, Balanidae. Gene Ontology annotation, biological process: monoatomic ion transmembrane transport. The record is from RefSeq and is a predicted model, not a curated record.